UGUCUGUGAGGGUAGAUUGCAGAAACGGCCACUGAAGUCUGUGAUCACUAACACAUCAGCCACCCAAGUUCGUUCUUUAACGAAUCUAUCACUAAAAACUAAACCGAUAGCCUCUUAAUGUGAUUUUACGUUGCCGAAGUUCACUUAACUGAUCUGCUAAUUUGGAGAAUUUAAAGAUGAUGAUUGUGUCCUCAUUCCACAUCUGAAACCACAGAGAAACAUUUUGGGAGCUCGGAGAAAUGAGGAAGGAGGAAUUCCUCUGCAAUGUAACUGCUUUGUCUAGCAGCAGCGGAAGCAAAAGCACCGAGGAAAAGGAAGGAGGAGUUUGCCGCAACGAUUUCCCUCCUGAUUUUGUCUUCGGAGUUGCCACUUCUGCCUAUCAGAUUGAAGGUGGCGCCAAUGAAGGUGGUAAGGGGCCAAGCAUUUGGGAUGCGUUCACCCACAUUCCUGGGACUACACUGGAUGGAUCCAAUGGUGAUGUGGCUGUGGAUCAUUACCAUCGCUACAAGGAAGACAUUGAACUGAUUUCUAAAUUGGGAUUUGGGGCAUAUCGGUUUUCCCUGUCAUGGUCUCGGAUAUUACCUGAUGGUACUGGAGAUAGAGUGAAUGAUGAAGGGGUUGCAUUCUACAACAACCUUAUAAAUGGUCUCUUAGAGAAGGGCAUUGAGCCGUAUGUAACAUUAUAUCACUGGGAUCUUCCUCUGCACCUCCAAGAAGCUAUCGAUGGGUGGUUAAGUAAAGAUAUCGUGAAGUACUUUGCCAAGUAUGCAGAUGUUUGCUUUGAAAGCUUUGGUGAUAGGGUUAAGAAUUGGAUCACAAUUAAUGAACCACUCCAGACAGCAAUUAAUGGUCAUGAUAGUGGGAUAUUUGCACCUGGAAAAUGUGAGAAACCCAAAACAGAACCAUAUGUGGCAUCUCAUCACCAAAUCUUGGCCCAUUCAGCUGCUGUUUCUGUAUACCGAAGAAAGUAUAAGGAGAAGCAAAAAGGACAGAUAGGUUUGGUGGUGGACUGUGAAUGGGCAGAAGCUAACUCAAACACUCCAGAGAACAAAGCUGCUGCAGCCAGGCGCCUUGACUUUCAGCUUGGAUGGUACUUGCACCCAUUGUACUAUGGAGAGUAUCCCAGUAGUAUGCGUGAAAUUCUUGGAGAUCAGCUGCCUGAGUUUACAAAUGAAGAGAAACAAGAGUUGCUUCAGAACUCGAUGGAUUUCAUUGGUCUAAAUCACUAUACUUCAAGGUUCAUCACUCAUGCACCCGAUAGUGAUGAGCCAAGUUACUACUACAGAGCACAGGCAAUGAAGAGAAUUGAUGAGUGGGAAGGAGGUGAGCCAAUUGGUGAAAGGGCGGCCUCGGAUUGGCUUUAUGUUUGCCCAUGGGGACUGAGGAAGGUCUUAAACUACAUGGCAAAGACAUACAACUCCCCGAAAAUAUACAUCACAGAGAACGGGAUGGAUGAUGAAGAGAGAGAUGCCCCACUGGACGAAAUGCUGGACGACAAGCUGAGAGUCCGCUACUUCAAAGGGUACCUUUCAUCUGUAGCUGCGGCAAUAAGGGAUGGAGUGAACGUGAAAGGGUACUUUGCAUGGUCGUUGCUGGACAAUUUCGAGUGGGCACAAGGCUAUACGAAACGUUUCGGAAUAGUGUAUGUGGAUUACAAGAACGGGGUGCUGUCUCGCCACCCCAAAUCCUCUGCAUACUGGUUCUUGAGGUUCCUAAAAGGUGGUGGCGAUGGGGAAGGGAAAGACACCAAACAAGAUUGAGUUUUCUACUACAAGUCUACAACUUAUGUGGUUUGCUUGUUGAAUUUUCUGUGAUCAAAACCUGAAUAUGGAAUAUGGAAUAUGAAGGAUUUAAUAUGGAUUUGGACGUUAUGGAUUUGAAAAUUUAAUUUUUGUUGGUUGGAUUUGAUCAUGCAUUUUAUUUUGUCGAGUUUAUGUAUUUAAAAUCUAAAAUUACUUUGCUAUCCUUAUUAAUUUUCAAUUAUUACUUCAAC
This is a messenger RNA of Linum tenue, 1993 nucleotides long. Lineage: Eukaryota; Viridiplantae; Streptophyta; Magnoliopsida; Malpighiales; Linaceae. The record is from the annotation of a GenBank genome assembly.